UGACAUUGGACGAAAUGUCUGUUACGCUAUAAAGUCCGUGGUGUUUCGUUUUUGAAGUGUUCAUCUUGAAGCGCAACGUUAAAGACAACAACGGAAAGAAAACAUUGCUCGAUAGGCUGUGCUUCAAGCGUAGGGCAGCGCCCAAGUGUAGAAGAUGACGGGUCUCCCUCCGUUCCUGCCCCCUUUGGGCGCACCGGACCCAUUCGUCAUGGCGAUAGCAAUGCAAGCCCAGGCCGCGCAGGCGAACCAGGCACAGCAGCAUCACCUAGCCGCGCAAAUCGCUCAACAACAGCAGACGGGUGGCGGUCCCCCUGGAGUAUCUCCAACCGCUGCGGGUCACAUCCCACCACCCCCAGGUGCCACACAUAUGCCUCCACCACCACCUCAUGGCCAUAUGCCCCCGCCACCAGGACACAUCAUACCGCCGCCACCUCCAGGCCCUAUGGCACCUCCUCCUCCUCCCGGGCAUAUGGCACCACCACCGCCGCCCCCAGGAGGUAAUCACAUGCCACCCCUACCGAGCGGACCACCUGGUGGACCUUCGCUGCUCUCGUCUCAGCAGUUUGUUCCACCGCAGCACCAGCAGCUUAGUGAUGCAAAACUACAGGAAAAAGCCCGCAAAUGGCAACAGCUGCAGUCGAAACGAUACUCAGAAAAGAGAAAAUUCGGUUUUGUCGACGCGCAGAAAGAAGAUAUGCCGCCCGAGCAUUUGAGAAAGAUUAUGCGUGAUCACGGAGAUAUGACUUCAAGGAAAUUUCGUCACGACAAACGAGUCUACCUCGGCGCUCUCAAAUAUAUGCCUCAUGCGGUGCUGAAGCUGCUUGAGAAUAUGCCAAUGCCUUGGGAACAGAUUCGGGAUGUUAAUGUUCUGUAUCAUAUUACGGGUGCCAUUACAUUCGUGAACGAGAUUCCGUGGGUUAUUGAGCCAGCUUACAUCGCUCAAUGGGGCACCAUGUGGUUGAUGAUGCGUCGUGAAAAACGAGAUCGGCGACACUUUAAGCGAAUGCGUUUUCCACCGUUUGACGAUGAAGAACCACCUUUAGAUUAUGCCGACAAUGUACUUGAUGUUGAGCCUCUAGAAGCCGUACAAAUGGAUCUGGGGACCGAAGAGGAUGCUCCAGUAGCAUCCUGGUUCUACGAGCAUCGACCGCUUGUCGACGAAGCUGCACACGUGAAUGGGUCUACAUAUCGUAGGUGGACGCUGUCACUACCUCAAAUGGCGGCGUUGUACCGACUUGCUAAUCCAUUGUUGACAGAUCUUGUCGACGAUAAUUACUUUUAUCUGUUCGACCUUCGAAGCUUCUUCACAGCGAAGGCCUUGAAUAUGGCAAUUCCUGGAGGACCUAAAUUUGAGCCGCUUGUCAAAGACAUCAAUCCCGCUGAUGAGGAUUGGAACGAGUUUAACGAUAUAAACAAGAUUAUUAUUCGACAACCUAUCCGAACAGAAUAUCGAAUUGCGUUUCCAUUUCUAUACAAUAACGUGCCCAAUUCGCACGUUCAUCUGUCGUGGUAUCAUACGCCAAGUGUGGUGUUCAUCAAAACCGAAGAUCCUGAUCUUCCAGCCUUUUAUUACGAUCCUCUGAUUAAUCCAAUUGCGCACCGACAUAACGCAACUGCGAAGAUUCCUGCAAUGGACGAGCUGCUGCCAGAAGACGACGAUGAGUUCGAACUACCGCAAGGAGUUCAACCGUUUCUGCAGGAUUGCCCGCUCUAUACGGACAACACUGCUAAUGGCAUCGCUCUUCUAUGGGCACCGAGGCCGUUUAAUUUGCGGUCAGAUCGUACAAAGCGUGCAUUGGAUGUACCCCUUGUUAAGAGUUGGUACAGAGAGCAUUGUCCACCUAAUAUGCCGGUCAAAGUGCGUGUCUCGUAUCAGAAGUUGCUGAAGUAUUAUGUACUUAAUGCAUUGCACCAGCGACCACCAAAGCCACAGAAAAAACGCUACUUAUUCCGCUCAUUUAAAGCUACAAAAUUUUUCCAGUCAACGACCAUCGACUGGGUCGAGGCAGGAUUGCAAGUAUGUCGGCAGGGCUACAAUAUGCUGAAUCUUCUCAUUCACCGAAAGAACCUGAAUUAUCUUCACCUUGACUAUAAUUUUAACCUGAAGCCAGUGAAGACUCUAACGACAAAGGAGCGUAAGAAGUCCCGAUUCGGUAAUGCAUUCCAUCUUUGCCGUGAGAUCCUGCGGCUGACAAAGCUAAUUGUUGAUUCGCACGUCCAAUAUCGUCUGAACAACGUCGAUGCGUUCCAGCUUGCCGACGGCCUUCAGUAUAUUUUCGCUCACGUGGGGCAACUCACCGGUAUGUACCGGUACAAGUACAAGCUGAUGCGACAAAUUCGCAUGUGCAAGGAUUUAAAGCAUCUGAUUUAUUACCGUUUCAACACUGGAACCGUGGCCAAAGGUCCGGGUUGCGGUUUCUGGGCACCAGGAUGGCGUGUCUGGUUGUUUUUCCUGCGAGGAAUCACUCCGUUACUCGAACGCUGGCUUGGCAAUCUUCUAUCAAGGCAAUUUGAAGGACGUCAUUCAAAAGGCGUAGCCAAAACCGUUACCAAGCAACGUGUGGAGUCGCACUUCGAUCUCGAGCUACGCGCCUCCGUCAUGCAUGACAUCAUCGACAUGAUGCCAGAAGGCAUUAAGCAAAACAAAGCCCGUACGAUCCUGCAACAUCUAAGCGAGGCGUGGCGCUGUUGGAAGGCCAAUAUUCCAUGGAAGGUUCCCGGCUUGCCUAUCCCGAUCGAGAACAUGAUUUUGCGGUAUGUGAAGAUGAAGGCUGAUUGGUGGACGAACACUGCUCAUUACAAUCGCGAGCGUAUCCGACGCGGCGCGACCGUCGACAAGACCGUCUGUAAAAAAAAUCUGGGUCGACUGACGCGUUUAUACUUAAAAGCGGAACAGGAACGCCAACAUAAUUACCUUAAGGACGGUCCAUACAUCUCGGACGAGGAGGCCGUUGCUAUCUAUACGACGACUGUGCAUUGGCUUGAAAGUCGUCGAUUUUCGCCUGUACCCUUUCCUCCGCUAUCGUAUAAGCAUGACACGAAGUUGCUGAUUUUGGCUCUCGAACGACUCAAGGAAGUGUAUUCGGUUAAAAGUCGCCUCAAUCAAAGCCAGAGAGAGGAGCUUGGCCUCAUUGAGCAGGCCUACGACAAUCCCCACGAAGCGCUAUCACGCAUCAAGCGUCACCUACUCACCCAGAGAGCGUUUAAGGAGGUUGGCAUCGAAUUCAUGGACCUUUAUAGCCAUCUCAUUCCAGUCCAUGAGGUCGAGCCGCUUGAAAAGAUUACGGAUGCAUAUCUAGAUCAAUAUAUGUGGUACGAGGCUGACAAGCGACGGUUGUUUCCACCAUGGAUCAAACCGGCCGACUCGGAGCCACCACCUCUGCUUGUGUACAAGUGGUGCCAGGGGAUCAACAACCUACAGGACGUAUGGGAAACGGGUGAAGGCGAAUGUGCGGUAAUGAUGGAAUCCCGCUUUGAGAAACUUUACGAAAAGAUGGAUCUAACAUUGCUCAAUCGACUGCUGCGUCUUAUUGUUGAUCAUAACAUCGCCGACUAUAUGACAGCCAAAAACAACGUGGUUAUAAACUACAAGGAUAUGAAUCAUACGAAUUCAUAUGGUAUCCUUCGUGGUCUUCAGUUCUCGUCAUUUAUUGUACAGUACUAUGGCUUAGUGCUCGAUCUAUUGUUGCUGGGCUUGCAGCGUGCCUCGGAAAUGGCAGGACCCCCACAGAUGCCGAACGAUUUUCUGUCGUUCCAAGAUGUACCGACAGAAACCGGGCAUCCGAUUCGCCUCUAUUCACGUUAUAUCGAUCGAGUGCACGUUUUCUUUAGAUUCACCGCCGAUGAGGCGCGCGAUUUAAUCCAAAGAUAUCUUACAGAGCAUCCUGACCCGAAUAAUGAAAACAUAGUUGGGUAUAACAAUAAGAAAUGUUGGCCCCGCGACUCUCGUAUGCGUCUUAUGAAGCAUGACGUGAAUCUUGGCAGAGCCGUAUUUUGGGAUAUCAAGAAUCGUUUGCCACGCUCAGUAACAACAGUCCAGUGGGAUGCAAGCUUCGUUUCUGUGUAUUCAAAGGAUAAUCCUAACCUCUUGUUCAAUAUGUGUGGGUUUGAAUGCCGAAUCCUGCCGAAAUGUCGGAUGUCGCAUGACGAGUUAACUCACAAGGACGGGGUGUGGAAUUUACAAAAUGAGGUAACAAAAGAGCGUACAGCCCAGUGUUUUCUACGUGUGGAUGACGAAUCGCUGGCAAAGUUCCACAACCGUGUGCGACAAAUUCUGAUGGCGUCAGGUUCAACAACGUUUACGAAAAUAGUCAAUAAAUGGAAUACUGCCCUCAUUGGCCUGAUGACCUAUUACCGCGAAGCCGUGGUGAAUACCCAAGAGCUUCUAGAUCUCUUGGUAAAGUGCGAGAACAAAAUUCAGACUCGAAUCAAAAUUGGCCUGAACUCAAAGAUGCCAUCGCGUUUUCCACCGGUGGUAUUCUAUACUCCAAAAGAGCUCGGUGGUUUAGGCAUGCUGUCAAUGGGUCAUGUACUCAUCCCACAGAGCGAUCUGAGGUGGAGCAAGCAGACUGACCUCGGAAUUACGCAUUUCAGGUCAGGUAUGUCACAUGACGAGGAUCAAGUUAUUCCUAACUUAUAUCGUUACAUUCAGCCGUGGGAAAGCGAGUUCGUAGACUCGCAACGUGUGUGGGCAGAGUACGCUCUCAAGCGACAGGAAGCAUUAGCACAGAACCGUCGGUUAACUCUCGAAGAUCUCGAGGACUCAUGGGAUCGCGGCAUCCCGCGUAUUAAUACGUUGUUCCAAAAAGACCGUCACACCCUCGCUUAUGAUAAGGGCUGGCGUGUACGAACGGACUUUAAACAGUAUCAAGUCCUGAAGCAGAAUCCGUUCUGGUGGACGCAUCAACGCCACGACGGCAAACUGUGGAACCUUAACAACUACCGGACGGAUAUGAUUCAGGCGCUCGGAGGCGUGGAGGGAAUCCUCGAGCACACUUUGUUUAAGGGCACCUAUUUCCCAACUUGGGAGGGUCUAUUCUGGGAGAAAGCGUCAGGUUUCGAAGAAAGUAUGAAGUACAAGAAACUCACAAAUGCUCAGCGAUCUGGUCUCAACCAGAUUCCUAAUCGACGUUUUACACUGUGGUGGUCACCGACUAUCAACCGCGCUAAUGUUUACGUCGGUUUCCAAGUGCAGCUUGACUUGACAGGCAUAUUCAUGCACGGAAAAAUUCCAACGCUUAAAAUAUCAUUAAUUCAAAUCUUCCGUGCCCAUCUGUGGCAGAAAAUUCAUGAGUCGAUUGUCAUGGAUUUAUGUCAAGUGUUCGACCAAGAGUUGGACGCUCUUGAAAUCGAGACUGUUCAGAAGGAGACGAUUCAUCCUCGAAAAAGCUACAAAAUGAACUCGUCGUGUGCGGACAUUCUCCUAUUCGCCACCUACAAGUGGAAUGUCUCUCGACCAAGUCUGCUAGCAGACAGCAAAGACACGAUGGAUGGCACUACCACGCAAAAGUUCUGGAUCGAUAUUCAGCUUCGAUGGGGCGACUAUGACUCGCACGACAUCGAGCGUUACGCCCGUGCAAAAUUCCUGGAUUAUACUACGGAUAACAUGUCUAUCUACCCGUCUCCCACCGGUGUGCUUGUCGCUGUCGAUUUAGCCUACAAUCUGCACUCGGCUUUUGGCAACUGGUUCCCAGGGUCGAAGCCAUUGAUUCAGCAGGCACUAGCGAAGAUCAUGAAGGCAAAUCCCGCGCUGUAUGUCCUUCGUGAACGGAUCCGCAAGGGCCUUCAGCUCUAUUCCUCGGAGCCUACCGAGCCGUACCUUAGCUCGCAAAACUACGGCGAACUCUUCAGCAACCAGAUAAUUUGGUUCGUCGAUGAUACGAACGUGUAUCGUGUCACAAUCCACAAAACGUUUGAAGGUAACCUGACGACGAAGCCCAUUAAUGGUGCGAUUUUCAUCUUCAACCCACGUACGGGCCAGCUUUUCCUAAAGGUUAUCCACACGUCAGUGUGGGCCGGACAAAAGCGUCUUGGUCAGCUGGCUAAAUGGAAGACGGCCGAAGAGGUAGCCGCAUUGAUUCGUUCGCUGCCUGUAGAAGAACAGCCUAAACAAAUUAUCGUCACAAGAAAGGGUAUGCUUGACCCUCUUGAGGUCCACUUGCUUGACUUCCCUAACAUAGUGAUCAAGGGUUCAGAGCUACAAUUGCCAUUCCAGGCAUGCCUCAAAGUCGAGAAAUUCGGCGAUCUUAUUCUCAAGGCGCAGGAGCCGCAAAUGGUAUUAUUCAAUUUGUAUGAUGACUGGCUUAAAUCUAUCUCGUCGUAUACGGCCUUUUCACGACUCAUUCUCAUCUUGCGUGCUUUGCACGUCAACAAUGAGCGGACAAAGGUCGUGCUGAAGCCAGACAAAACGACGAUCACGGAGCCCCAUCACAUCUGGCCCACAUUAACGGACGAGGAAUGGAUCAACGUGGAACUCAAACUGAAAGAACUCAUCUUGGCUGACUACGGCAAGAAGAACAAUGUAAACGUUGCUUCACUAACCCAGUCCGAGGUCCGAGACAUUAUUCUCGGUAUGGAAAUCUCUGCACCGUCAGCCCAGAGACAACAAAUCGCCGAAAUUGAAAAGCAGACCAAAGAGCAGUCGCAGCUUACGGCCACGACUACCAAGACAGUCAAUAAGCAUGGAGAUGAGAUUAUUACAUCAACGACUAGCAACUACGAGACAAUGACAUUCGCCUCACGCACUGAAUGGCGGGUACGUGCGAUAUCCGCCACGAAUUUGCAUCUUCGAACUAAUCACAUAUAUGUUUCGUCCGAUGACAUCAAGGAGGCGGGCUACACCUAUAUUCUGCCGAAAAACGUACUCAAAAAGUUUAUAAUAAUCUCAGAUCUGCGGACGCAAAUUGCUGCUUAUUUGUACGGUGUUUCCCCGCCAGAUAAUCCCCAGGUUAAGGAGAUCCGUUGUCUUGUUAUACCACCACAAUGCGGAACGCAUCAAAGUGUGACACUCCCACAAGCGCUGCCGCAGCAUGACUACCUGAAAGAUUUGGAAGCCUUAGGCUGGAUGCAUACGCAACCGAAUGAGCUGCCCCAGCUCUCACCUCAGGAUGUCAGUACGCACGCACGAAUGAUGGCUGAUAAUCAAACAUGGGAUUGCGAGAAAACCAUUGUACUGACAUGCUCUUUUACGCCAGGUUCGUGUUCUUUAACCGCAUACAAGCUUACACCGUCUGGCUAUGAGUGGGGCAGGCUGAACACUGACCGCGGCAACAACCCCAAAGGCUAUUUGCCCUCACACUACGAAAGAGUGCAAAUGCUGCUUAGCGAUCGAUUUCUUGGCUUCUUUAUGGUGCCGGCUCAAGGCUCCUGGAACUACAAUUUCAUGGGUGUACGGCACGAUGUAAACAUGAAGUACGAUUUGGCGCUUGCAAAUCCCAAGGAAUUCUAUCACGAGGUCCACCGUCCAUCGCACUUUCUCAACUUUAGUGCCCUUGAGGAAGGAGAGGCCGUAGGUGCCGACAGAGAAGACCUGUUCCAGUGAACAAAGGCAGCAAGAUGCUGAAAUCUUUCAAUAAGUACUGAAAGAAAUUUUGUGAAUUGGCAGAGCAUUGUCUGCGAAAAUGUAUAUACACGUAUAAUUAAAAACAAAUUACGUUGAUGAAAUAUAUUUGGAAAAAUAUUAUGUAUAUUAAUUUCUCUUAACCAAUAAGAUUUAAAGUGGGUGUAAAGAAAAUCCAAUGGUUUUUGACUGAUUAGUUACUAUAUAACUGAAUGUGGUAGAUUUCGAAAAUGAUAUGAUCGUAAUAAAGGGGCUU
Molecule: messenger RNA, 7814 nt
Organism: Varroa destructor (honeybee mite)
Lineage: Eukaryota; Metazoa; Arthropoda; Arachnida; Mesostigmata; Varroidae
Gene: Prp8
Product: pre-mRNA processing factor 8
Biological process (GO): mRNA splicing, via spliceosome; spliceosomal tri-snRNP complex assembly
Cellular component (GO): catalytic step 2 spliceosome; U5 snRNP
Molecular function (GO): U1 snRNA binding; U6 snRNA binding; U5 snRNA binding
Source: RefSeq, a predicted model, not a curated record